AUGAAAUAUCGUUAUGACUACUUGAAAAGCAAGUAUGCCGUUUGGUUGAAAUUAAAAAACAAAACCGGAAAUGUCUAUAAUUCUAUCACAAACACGUUUCAAAUGACGGAUGAAGAGUGGAAAGCGGAGGCGAAGUUGAACAAGAUGGUUGAGAAAUUAAGAAAUGCACCCCUCCUUUACCCUUAUCUAUGCACCCAGUUGUUUGACGGUGCGACCUCGACUGGUGCUGCUAGUUGGGGACCAUCUUCGACACUCCCUCACCUUGCAGAAGUCUUUACUACACAAGAUUAUGAGGAUAUUGAGAUGGUAGAUACACCAUCUCAAAUGGAUAUCCCAGCCUCAGCUUCAACAGUACCCCCACCUACAAGUGCAUCACAUGCAAGUGGAGAUUCGUCUGGCUUGGAGUGGGGAAAUUCUGAUCUGAAAUACAUCACUGCUCUUAUGUUGUUCGCUGAAAAUGCUGGUUACUUAUGGAUAAGGAAGCUUUUUGUCGUCCCUCAUCUUCCCCAUGACAUAAAGUUCACUAGAAAGCAACUGCUUCAGUUGGACUCAGAAGCGUUUAAAGGUUUUGUGAAUGUGUUUAUCGAAGCAAUAAAAGCAGAGAUUAAGAACUACAGAGUGAUUUUUAACAGCUUCUAUGAGCUUGAGCCGGAGUACGCUCACCAUUAUCGUGAAGUAAUGAACAGGAAAGGAUGGCAUAUAGGACCAGUUUCGUUAUGUAACAAGAACACAAAAGAUAAAUCCAAAAGAGGGAAGAAAUCAGCCAUUGAUGAACACGAAUAUCUAAAAUGGUUGGAAUCCAAGGCACCGGAUUCAGUUGUUUACGUAAGCUUUGGAACGAUUGUGAAAGUAACUCGCUCUCAAUUUUAUGAGAUCGUUGUGGGGCUUGAAGCCUGCAACCAAGAUUUCAUUUGGGUCAUCAAGAACGAACAUGACCGGUGGCUGCCAUAA
Lactuca sativa (garden lettuce) is the source of this 951-nucleotide messenger RNA. NCBI's taxonomy places the organism in Eukaryota, Viridiplantae, Streptophyta, Magnoliopsida, Asterales, Asteraceae. The record is from RefSeq and is a predicted model, not a curated record.